Lucilia cuprina (Australian sheep blowfly) is the source of this 1235-nucleotide messenger RNA. It is a transcript of the gene Nup43, whose product is annotated as nucleoporin Nup43. Gene Ontology annotation, cellular component: nuclear pore outer ring. Lineage: Eukaryota; Metazoa; Arthropoda; Insecta; Diptera; Calliphoridae. The record is from RefSeq and is a predicted model, not a curated record. Gene Ontology annotation, molecular function: protein binding.
UCAAAUAAACAAAAAAUACAAACUCGAAAACUUGUAUAUAAUUUUAAAUAAAAACAUUUUUAUUUGUUUAAAUAAAUAAAAAAAACAUUAAAAACAAAUAAUGAGUGAUACAAAAGUGAAUACAUUUUUCAUAUCGGAGAAAAUUUCCAAAGUGCGCUGGGUGCCGGAACACUUGAAAGAAAGUGAAAGAUUUUUAAGCGGCAGCUGGGAUAUGCCCAAAAACUUUGUACGCAUUUGGCGUCUGCAAAAGAAUCAAUAUGUGGAUAAUUACAAUGAGUACGUGCCCAGGUGUAAUGAUAAAUUGGCCAUGCCGGGAGAUGUAACGGGUAUAGAAUUUAUAACAGACGAGGCGGCUGUAGUUAGUUGUAGUGAUGGCCGCAUUACUUUAUUAAAAGUUAAGAAAGCUGUUGAUGAAGACACACUGCAGGAGGAGGGGAAAAGUGAAUUGUUACAUCACUUUGAGGCUAGUGGAGAUGCUGCUUGUUGUACGGGCAUAUCGGUGUAUGGCAAGGAGGUGGCUACUGUAGGUGAAGAUGGGCGUUUAAAUAUUAUUGAUAGCCAGGCUCAUUUGGCUGUUAGGCGUACUAUAGAGGCAGACAGUUUAUCUUUACUCUCUGUUCUCUAUGUUAAUCCGCAAGAAGUGUUGGUAGCCAAUCGCAUGGGUGUUAUACGCAUGUUUGAUAUACGCUCCUCAGCUGAAGCUACCCCCUCAGCAGCCUUUAUGACCUCCUGUGAAGAUGAUAAGCGCUCAAAUUAUGUUUCUUGUCUAACAUCACAUCACUCACCCCAUAUUGUUUUAGCUGGCUCGGAAGAGGGUUCCAUUACUGUUUGGGAUUUACGUAAUCCCGGUUAUCCUGCCUCUUAUCUCUCAGCCCACAAUAGUCCUAUUACCGAUAUUGGUUUUCAUCGCUCAGAUCCCUCUAAAUUGUUUACCGCUGCCGAAAGUGGUGAAUUAUGGUUGUGGUCUCAACAUUCCUCACUGGGUGUCGCCAGUGGCAUGGAACCCUCCAGUACGGAUAAUAUUAAUCCUUGGCUUAAUGGUGAACGUGCCAAAAAUCGCAUUAGUGUGACUUCGUUAAUAUCGGAUUUACGCAAAUCAAUCAAUACAUUUGAUUCACAAAGUUCGAAAAUUAUGUGUGGCAGUGAUAGUGAAGCGUUUUAUUUUGUUGAUAAUAUUUUGUAAGGAAAAAAAUGAAGAGAAAAAGAAUUUUCAAAUACAUAGUCUUAGUUCGUAA